Molecule: messenger RNA, 1482 nt
Organism: Saxophila tyrrhenica
Lineage: Eukaryota; Fungi; Ascomycota; Dothideomycetes; Mycosphaerellales; Extremaceae
Exons: 3
Coding region: 1-1482 (493 amino acids)
Biological process (GO): regulation of transcription by RNA polymerase II
Cellular component (GO): transcription regulator complex; chromatin; PcG protein complex
Molecular function (GO): RNA polymerase II cis-regulatory region sequence-specific DNA binding; DNA-binding transcription factor activity, RNA polymerase II-specific
Source: RefSeq, a predicted model, not a curated record
AUGGACCUCAAUAAUCUGCUCAAUACUAACAGGUCAGCUUCCGCCACAGGCUACCGCAGCAUGCAAUACGAAAUACCAAUGCCCGUCGGCAUGAAUCACGACUUGAACGCCGCACCCCAUUACGCACAGCAAAACCUCUACGUUCCGAACGGCAACAGCAGAAUAAAGUCUGAAAACGGCUCCGAGCGAGGAGUCUCCCCGCACACAUCCGACCACUCAUCGAGAUAUUCAUCGCAAACUCCUCAAAAUAACAUGGCGUACCAGCAGAUGGCCAGUCAGCUUGCUAACGGCAUGCGAUAUCCGUCACCUCAGCUGGGCCAGCCGACCAGCAUGGCGCCGAUGAUCCAACACUCGUACCACCCUAACGCCACUUCAGAUCAGUCAUAUCAACAGCAGGCUUCUUUAGGCGCAGUGCAACCAGUCCAGCAAGAUCAGGGUCAGGGUGACAGCAACAGGCAAAGUACAGGAAGCACGGGACUACCGAAAGCUUUUGCUUGCUCGACGUGUCAGAAGGGCUUCGCAAGGAGAUCAGAUCUGGCCCGGCAUGAACGCAUUCACAGCGGACACCGACCUCACGUGUGCGAUUAUCCGGGCUGCGGCAAGCAAUUCAUUCAGCGAUCCGCACUGACAGUUCACUCGCGAGUACAUACCGGUGAGAAGCCGCACAUGUGCGAGCGUUGUGGCAAGCCAUUCAGCGACUCCAGCUCGCUCGCUCGGCAUCGAAGGAUCCACUCCGGCAAGAGACCGUACAAGUGUCCCUACGCUGACUGCCAGAAGACAUUCACGCGUCGCACUACCUUGACGAGGCAUCAAAAUCAUCACAGUGGCACCAUCGAGGAGUCAGAAGCCGCCACUGCUGCCGCGCUCGCCACCCGGGGUGGUCUUCCGACCGCUCGGUCUCGCGGCUCCGAUGACGAAGACGACUUCUCCACAAACGGCAAGUCACCGAUGCCUCAGCCGGACAGACCUUCCUCCGUUGGACCUGCCAUGAACGGUGUCGCAAGCCUGCAGAGGCAGUCAUCCGACUACUACAUGAACGCCAUGAGUGGUGGCAUGGCGGCAGUCCCACCUCACAUGCGCCCUGAGCUGCAGCCGUCUCCCCGCCCUCAGUCACCCGCUCAGUAUCAGCUGCCCGUUAACGGCCAGCAGCAACGACCAUCCCUCACCUCCAAUCCUUCAUCCAGCUACAACCCACCCCAGAUCCUCGAGCCACCAGCCAACAACGGUCAGCAGCAGACUGGCAGCGGCAACAACAGCCCCCACAUGGGUAACACCCUUGGCUGGCAAUCACCGCACAACGCUAUGGCGGGCAAUCAGCAGCACGACUACUCGUACCCUGAUCCGCAUGCUGGCUACCCUGUCAGCGCAGCACAGAUGUACUACCAGCAGCAGCAAGGCAUGCAGCGCCCACACAGCACCGGCCCGAUGGAUUACGCCAACCAGAUGCGCACCCAGGAGGUCUGGCAGCAGCAUCAUCAGUAG